AUGCGGCCGGUCGGAGCUCCUUUGGAGCCGAAAGUCAAGCACCAUACGCAGCAUUAUAUCAGAACGACUCCAGGCCCACCUGUGUGUUCGCGACCAAGGCGACUAGCACCUGACCGUCUUAAAAUUGAGAAACAGGAGUUUGAAGAAAUGGUACGUACGGGUAUUGCGCGCAGGUCUGAGAGCUCAUGGUCGUCAUCUCUCCAUUUAGUGCCUAAAAAAGGCGAAGGUUGGCGACCCUGUGGGGAUUACCGUGCACUCAAUGUUCGCACAAUACCAGAUCGAUACCCAGUACGCCAUAUUGCUGACUUUUCACUCAAUCUAUUUAAUUGUAAAAUUUUUAGUAGAUUGGACUUAGUUCGAGCGUACCAUCAAAUACCGGUUGCGAUUGAGGAUGUAGAGAAAACCGCUAUUACGACACCCUUCGGACUAUUUGAGUUCCCACUGAUGAAUUUUGGGCUUAGGAAUGCUGCCCAAACCUUUCAGCGUUUCAUGGACAAGGUCAUCAGGGGUCUCGAGUUCUGCUUUGCGUACAUCGAUGACGUAUUAGUUGCUUCCGCUAAUGAAGUGGAGCACCAGGAACAUUUAUGUGCGGUAUUUUCGCGUUUUAGCGAAUACGGUAUUUUAUUAAAUACAAACAAGUGCGUAUUCGCCGUGCCGCAGGUGGAGUUUCUGGGCUACCUGGUUUCUUCAGAAGGGACUAAACCGGUUGGUGAUAAGGUGAAGGCUAUUCUUGACUUUCCCCUACCUAAAACUAUUAGGGAUCUUAAGCGGUUUUUAGGAGCAUUAAAAUUUUAUAGACGCUUUAUACAGGAUGUUGCCAAGCUUCAGGCUCCUCUCCAUGCACUACUUAGUGGUCCAUCGGUGAAGAGCAACAGCAACCUUAACUGGACUGCUAACCUAGAAAGCGCUUUUAAUGCUUGCAAAGCAAGCAUUGCUAACGCCGCUCUUCUAGCUCAUCCAGAUUCGUCUGCUCCGUUGGUCAUAGUAACUGACGCAUCCAAUUCCGCUAUUGGUUCAGUCUUGCAGCAGAAGUUGCUAGGUCAUUGGCAGCCGUUAUGA
Molecule: messenger RNA, 1059 nt
Organism: Parnassius apollo (apollo)
Lineage: Eukaryota; Metazoa; Arthropoda; Insecta; Lepidoptera; Papilionidae
Source: the annotation of a GenBank genome assembly